Molecule: messenger RNA, 2716 nt
Organism: Cyprinus carpio (common carp)
Lineage: Eukaryota; Metazoa; Chordata; Actinopteri; Cypriniformes; Cyprinidae
Product: P2Y purinoceptor 4-like
Biological process (GO): G protein-coupled receptor signaling pathway; transepithelial chloride transport
Cellular component (GO): plasma membrane
Molecular function (GO): G protein-coupled UTP receptor activity; G protein-coupled purinergic nucleotide receptor activity
Source: RefSeq, a predicted model, not a curated record
CUCUCUCUUUCUCUCUCUCUCUCACCUAGUCCCGCGGACCACAGCAGAUCGAGCGCGCCCAGUGCGAUAAAUCUGGAUGCAUAAACCUUUUAAACAAGUUGAUUUUUGAAACACUAGCGUCAACCAUCUAAGUUCAUGUUUUGAUCUGUGAAGGGACGUAUGUACCACGUUCAGCUGAGUGAACGAGAAAUGAAUUCAAUCUUAAGGAAAAGCGUCUCAGGGAAUUUGUCCCUUCCGUACACCACACUGAUACCGAGGUCUGAGAAGGAAGUGAAUUUCAGCUGUCUCUUCAAUGAGGAGUUCAAGUAUAUUCUGCUACCUGUAUCAUACUCCCUAGUGUGUUUCCUGGGACUGAUACUUAACUCUGUGGCUCUGUGGAUGUUCAUCACUAAGAUGAGGCCCUGGAAACCCAAUACGGUUUACAUGUUCCAUCUGGCCCUGUCGGACACGCUCUAUGUGCUCUCCUUGCCUAUGCUCAUAUACUACUACGCAAACCGCAGCCACUGGCCUUUUGGGGUUUUUCUCUGUAAGAUUGUGCGGUUUCUUUUCUAUUCUAACUUGUACUGCAGCAUCCUGUUUCUCACUUGCAUCAGUGUGCACCGCUACCUUGGUAUCUGUCACCCCAUUCGUGCUAUGAUUUUGAUCAAGCCACGCCAUGCCCACAUGGUGUGUGGUUUUGUCUGGACUGCUGUGGUAGCCUGCCUGGUGCCCACACUGAUUUUUGUCAGCACUUCUCAAAGAGGAAAUGACACUUUGUGUCACGACACCAGCCGUCCGGAUGAAUUUCACAACUAUGUUACCUACAACUCAGUGGUGAUGGUCCUGCUGUUUAUCCUGCCAUUUCUGGUCAUCAUGGUCUGUUACUGUUUAAUGGCAAGGGCCCUUUGCCAACCCCGAAAGGGCCUGUCCCAAAGUCAACAGAGCUCAUCCCGGAAGAAGUCCGUUAAACUUAUCAUAGUGGUGCUGGUUGUGUUUGCGAUUUGCUUUGUACCCUUUCACAUCACCCGUUCACUCUACUACGCCUAUCGUAUUCUAGACGCAGAUUGCAGGUCCCUUGAUAUCGUCAACUUUGCUUAUAAAAUCACUCGUCCACUUGCUAGCAUGAACAGCUGUUUGGACCCCAUGCUCUACUUCCUGGCAGGGGAUCUGUACCGCUCUAAACUCCUCAGAAUGUUCACUAGACAGACUCCGAAAACUCGUUCUACUGCAUAUAUGCAUGAUAACAACAUCGGGCUGGCCGUUAAGAACCCGGAUGGCCAAGCCGGCACUGAGUCGAGACUCUAGAUUCACAUACCCAUACAUUUUGGGUAAUCUUUUAAAAAGCAGUUCUGGAAGACAUCCCAAGCGUUCUCUGUCAACAGACAUCAUUCUUCAGAUAUGCAUCCAGAAGAAUUCAGGACAGUCUUGUAAACACUACAGCGGAGAUAAAAGUUAGGGAAUCUUUUUGCUUCCUUUGUUCACUCCUAAGUUUUUUUUGUAGUUUUUAUUUUCAUUCAGUGUGAUUGCUGGUGCAGAGGAACUGCAGCUUGUUUUAUAAAAGCUCUGAUGGCCAAUCACUCCUGGUUACUUGUAGUUUUGAAGUCUGUCACUGUUGGUCAAGGACACAGCUUGGCAGUGUUGGGGUUCUGUCAACACUGAAAACAAAACCUACUCUAUAUCCCAGAGAUGGACUCUGGCCUGUGACUGUUACUACAGAAAUGCCAGUACAAAGUCUUUUGUGUGUUCUGUUAUGUGUGAAGGUCCUAUGGUAGGAAAUGAAAGUGUGAAAUCCUCCUGCACAAAAAAGUAGGACUUGAGUUUUCAUAGUAUUUAACCAAUGAAAGAAAUUAAUUUUGUAUUGAUUAUUAAAGAAUACCCAUUUUAUUUGACUCUUUAUGUUGAUACUGAACACAUGGUAAAGGUAAGAUAAAAUGCUUUUAAAAUAUCAUUUAUUUGAAUCAAACAGAAAAGUUGGAAAGGCACUUUGAGUGAAAAGGUUGGGGGAGUCUGAAAUUCGAGCUGCAGUUAUGCAGUUAUCCCCGCUUGGCUUGCUUCAUUCCCCGUACAGAUGUUUUUCUCCUUUGGCGGAGCAGAUCUACGGAUGUGUUGCUGCAUGAGUGUAUUUGUAAAUAUUUUGUGAGUUUUGGCAUAUUGAGGAGAGUUUUUUUUUUCUUUUCGGAUGUAACCUCUGUGGGAAUGUUUAGGAGUUUAUGCAUUUUAUUAUUUCAUGUUUAGUUUCUUUUAAAAUAAUGUUACAAUUUAUGACGGUUCUCUGGUCAUGCUAUUUGUUUAAUUUUAAAUUGCAUUUACAUAAUGUGUUUUCUAUUUACUUUGGCUGAGUUUUCUGUGUAUAUCCUGCGUCUGCUUUUUAUGCCCCUUUCUGAUACAAACAAAAUCACAACUAAAAUAAAUCAGAAAAAGAGACCGACCAUACUUGCUCACAAAAUACUUAAAUGGAAUGAAAGGACAGCAUGCUAGAAAAUGUGUUGUAAAGCUAAUAAUUUAUGUGCAGACAUAUAUUUUUUGUAUUAUUUUUAUUUUUGGUAUAUUUUGUAUUUGUAUUUUCAUGUAUUUUUUAUACUGCCAAGCAUUUAUGGAUCAUUUACAACUUAUAUUUUUAAUUUUGUGUACACUGAAAUACAUUUUUGUAUAACUAUUUAUAUAUACUGUACAGUGUGAGAUUGUGGGUGCCAAUUAAGGACACAGAGCAAAAGAUUAAAUUGAAGUUUAAAUUGAA